AUGCGCGAGUGCGGUGACCGGAUCCGGCGAGAGCGAGCCUCCCCCACGAGUCCGCGGCUGGUCCUUCGGAGGGUGCUGGUGCUCUCGGAGGGCAGGCAGUUCAGGGAGGCCGCGGCGGUGCUGCAGAAACUGGGGCACAAUACCAUCGCGGCUGUGGCUACCGAGUUGCCCCUGGAUUUACUCGUCGAGGGGUUGCCCCAUUCGGCUCAACUCUUGGAAACACUUUUCAAUAAGCUAAUAACAUCGGGUCAAAGGCCAAACAUAAACGCCGAACAAGUGGUGUGGCAGCUAGUUAGGCUCUUUGCGUCCCAUGAUGACCCGACACUUAAGACCAAGGUGGGAAGAUUGGCUAAAACAUUGACGGAAUAUCAACCAGAUUUGAAAAGAAUGGUUUCGUCAAAGAAGAAAGCUCUGGAACAAGCUGUGCAAGGUUUGGGAUGCCAUGGAUUAACUCCGGAUGUAAGCGGCCUAACCCAUCUACACGUAGCCAUCAAAACUGAGUUACAGCGACACAUAGAAGCCUACAAAAGCGCCCUUCAUCGAUUGGAGGAACUAGGUCUGGCAGCUUCGGACAACAAGAGACCUGUAGACGCUUCUCAUCAACGAUUGCUUUCUCUACGCCUUUCCGACGUUCAGCAAAGACUUAUCGAUAAUAAAACCGUUUUAACGAUUUUGGAUAAACCUGCCCUGAAACAACUAGGACCGUUAAUUGAGACUCUCGCCACCAGAGUGCAAAAUGACAAGGAAGCACUAUUCAGCAUUUCACAGUUGAAAAGACUCCAACCCGUCGAGGAUGAGAAACCGGUGGCAACAGUAUUGAUGUCCUUUUCCCGCGGCUGUGGCGCCCUCUUGGAGCUCAUGCACACACCCGAGAGCCCCUGCAAUAGUGACACCGGAUACCAUUCGGAGACCGAAACGGAGCAUGAAUUGGGGAGAGAUACAAUCAGCCAGUACGAAAUUCUCUUUCACCAAAGUAGGCCACGAGCUCUUGAAGCUUUGGAUUCUCUGCCAGAUUUAAUGCACGCUACUCAGCUCAAAUCAAAAAUAUUAUUUUCUGUGGUUGUGCUUGCCUUCAGGACCUGCAAAAAUCUACGGGAAGCGAAACUGAGGGAAACGUUUCGGUUCCUUCAUAUCGACAUUCGAUCGUCUGCCGGUCAGAACCUUCGCCAGGAAAUCCUGCGAUGCCUUUCCUCUUCCAAGGAAACUUUUCCUCUAUCAGAAGCGGAGAGUCAGGUUAUCACAUUAGUUUGUGAUACAUUACGGGAAUAUAAAUGUUUGGAAAAUUGCACGGGGCUGAGGAGAUACGUCGGCGAGGUUACGAGGGUCGCUUGGGCACUGGUGAAUCAACUACCUACAUAUGAACUAGACACAGAUUUUCAAACGCCUGUGAAGAUGCAACCAGAGAAACAUCAACGUCAUCAUUCUUCGGACAGAGCCAGUGAUUCUAUUAGGGCCUAUUUGUGGCCCGCUCUAAUGUUACAAAAUAAUUGUGUUUACAAAGCCGUUGUUAUUACAGGUGGUACUUAAG
Anoplophora glabripennis (Asian longhorned beetle) is the source of this 1528-nucleotide messenger RNA. RefSeq lists its product as uncharacterized. The transcript is spliced from 7 exons. Gene Ontology annotation, biological process: mitophagy by internal vacuole formation; mitochondrial protein catabolic process. Gene Ontology annotation, cellular component: mitochondrial outer membrane. The record is from RefSeq and is a predicted model, not a curated record. NCBI's taxonomy places the organism in Eukaryota, Metazoa, Arthropoda, Insecta, Coleoptera, Cerambycidae. Bases 1 to 1527 code for a protein of 508 amino acids.